Messenger RNA from Achroia grisella, 4554 nucleotides. RefSeq lists its product as uncharacterized. Bases 217 to 4443 code for a protein of 1408 amino acids. The transcript is spliced from 9 exons. The record is from RefSeq and is a predicted model, not a curated record. Lineage: Eukaryota; Metazoa; Arthropoda; Insecta; Lepidoptera; Pyralidae.
UGUCAAUGGCGUAUUAUGCUUUUUGAUUAUUUAUAAAAUAAUUAUAAGUUUAUUUACAUGUAGUUUCGUAUUUUUAGGGCCGUAAGAUCGAAAUUAUAGUGACAGAGCUGUGUAUAAAGUAAUGUUAUAGCCUUUCUCGAUAAAUGGACUAUAACAACUCUAAAAUAAUUUAUAAAAUAGAAGCAGUGUCUCCAUUAAAAAUAACAAUACCAGGAUAUGGCAAUAAAUUCAUUGGAAUUAUGUAGGAAGAUUCAUCCGAAAUCCUCCGACUCUACGAAUAGUUCUACUCGUAACAGUGGUAAUUCGGUUUCAAAUAUAACGAAAAUAACCACAGAAAGUGGUGUCAGUAUUUCGAGUAAAUGUAGUAAACCGAUGAGAAAUACCAAUUUCAAAUCGCCAUAUCUCAUUGGAGACAAGGUACAGCUGUUAUCUAGAGUAACGGAGAAAAGAUUUGUACACAAAAAGGCAACAGAUUAUGUAUCUUCCUUUCCAUUUGCUAUCUACAGAGCAAAUUCUGACGAAAUUAAUCCAUUAAAGCGAAACACUAAAAAAAAUAAAAAGUCUGUACUAACACUACCAAAUAAUAAAGCCCAUGUACCUGAAAUAUGUACUGUGAGUGAGAUGAACGAUUCAGAAUACUACAACCGAGAUGAAGAAAAUAUUAAACUAACAAAAAAGAAGCGAAAACCUCGCGUGCAGAAAAGACAAUCUCAAAGAAAGAAUAAUUUUGAAUUCUAUGAUAGAGAUGCUCGAUAUUGCUCACAAAUGAAUAUAGACCUAGACCGUAGUUCUAGUGAUAUACUUCAUAAAUUUAACAGUGAUGGAAAAAGGUUAUCCGAGAAAUGCGAUAUUGCACUUAAACCUGCAAUUGACAAUGAAUGCAAUGCGCAUGACGUAUGGGCAGUACUUAGGAAUAUAAACAAAUUUCAGUUUAGACCUUCACCUCCAUUAUCAGAUGAUAGUAUUUUACAAAAAAAGAAAAAAAGUAUAAAUAAGAAACGUAAUAAUCGCAAAGAUACACGAGUUGUUGAAACUUGCCGCACUGAAGAAAUUGCAUACAUUUCUAGCUUUGAUGUUGAUAGUAAAUCUACAACUAAUUAUUCGCCUUUAUCAAGUUGUGACCGUAUUACGGUGAUUGAUAAACAAGGCGAUUUUACCAAAAUCUGCAAAGAAUUCGAAAAGAGAAUUGUCAGGGCACAAAACAAGACUAAAUGUGUAAAUAAUACUAGAAACUGUGGUCAAAUAAAGACUAAAAAAUCUCAUAAAAAAUGGUCAAGAACAAUGAAAAAAUUUGCUGAAAUUGAUAAACAAAGUGUAACUAAAGAUACAGAGACGAAAUUUUUACUGGUGGACAAUGAUAUUGAAACGUGUUUCAACAAUUUAAAACAAAUUGAUAACCAAACCCAAAAAGAACCAGUCUGCAUAAAAAAAUAUUUAGGUGCAGAUAAUGCUAUGUCAUAUAAUUCUGAUCAAGUACGUUUGUAUUUACAUGCACAUAAAACCAAUAAUAGUACCACGAAAACAAACAAAUCUAGAAGAGACAAAUCAUCGGAAUUUAUAGAUAGUUUUGUAUAUUCUGGAAAUUCCGGAUCAAGCAAAGCAGGUCUUCAUAACACUAUCAGUAAUAAAAGAGAUGUAAAAAAGUCUUGCAAAAUAUCAUCCGAUGAAUCGAUUGAGCAGUCGAAGGCAAUAACUAAAGUAGUUCUGAAUAAAACGCCAGAUAUGGUCACAGCUGAACUUUAUGAUGUAAGAAACAGAAAACCUCGUUUGGUGACCACAAUGCCCAGUACAUCCAUAAAUCCAAAAUUAACCCAGACCGAUAUAAAAAGAAGAUUAAUUAAUUUAAAAUACCCUAUAAUAAUACUUGGAAAAGAUCAAAUAAGUACUACGCCUAUACAUGUAGAGAAUUAUGAACAAUUUCAGGGUCUGGACGAGCACAUAUGGCCUUUUAUGGUAGAUUGGUAUAGUCAAAACAAUGUAGAUGUUAAAAAAGUAAACAAAUUGAAAUAUUAUCAUAACGAUGUGGAAUGUUCGUUACAAAGAAACAAUCGCUAUACAAGAGCUAAAGAUAGCGUAAAUGUUACAAGGAAAAUUGAUCGUGAGGACUUGUUAACUAAGGAUAAUUAUAUAAAAGACAAAAAAAUCUUAGAUCAUUCUGUGUGUAAAAAUAAAAUGGAUUAUCAACCAAAUGCUACGAGCACAUUAACUAAUAAUUAUAGCCAGCAACAAGCUAAAAAGUUUAAACCAAUGCGACAGUUCAAAGACAAAAUGCUGAAACUUCUAUACAAGAAAUCUUCUACACAAAUCGUAUGCAAUAAUAAUGAACAAACAGGUGGACAAAGAAAUGAAAAAUUCUACAAGCAUAGUAAUACUUGCACAGACAUAAGCAUCGGGAAACAAAUUGAUGCAAGUACCGAAACUUUUAUAGAAUAUAAUAGUAAUAAAGGAUUCUCAAUUGUGUCUGCAGUGAGUUCAAGAUCAUUGUGUAAAAUCAAAAGAUCGAUAAAUACGAGAUACACAUGGGCAAAGGGAAAAUGGGCAAAUGAUUUGAUUGAAAAUGUAAUAAAAAAUAUAACAACUGGCAUUUAUUACACUCCAGAAAAUAAAUACUUGGUUAAAAAUAAUUGUUCAGAUUUCAAGGAAGCAUCUGUACAAACAAUAUCGGAUGCCUUAAGAAUUGUUUCCAACAACACAAUCAACAAGGAAGAGAAAACAUCGGAGUUGUUAGAAACCACAAUAUUAGAAUCUGAAAUAGACUGUUUAGAACAUAUACCCGGUUUCGAUAUUACUUUACCAGCUCUAGAAAUCAAAACGCUAAAUACGAAAGAAAUAGCAGUGAAACAUUGCGUAACAAACGUUAUGAUUAAAUUUGACGUAACCAUGCUGCUGGAAGCGGAAUCAAUAUCUUUGGGUGUACGAAAACCAUUAACGUGCAUACCUUUAACAAUUACAGACAGUCACACAAGGAUAUACAAAUGUAAAACAACAAUAUUAAAUGCUAUGCUACCUGCCGAAUUGUGUUGUAUUGUACCGAAAUUGAUGCACAAUAUUACUAACACACUACUGCCUUUUCCAUCUGCUGUGUUAGAUAAGACUGAAUCUCAUUUAUCCACAAUAACAGAAUUAACACAUUGUGAAAGCCAUGAUAUAUUUAAAAGAAAGAUGCCAUUGUCACUAAACAUGUCAUUAAAAUUAAAACGUUUAAUAUCUGGAUAUUUUCGUCCAAAAACGUCGUUAUCGAAAAUAAUAAAAGUAAAUAACAUAAUACUAUACGAAUUAGAUAUGGCACGGGAACUACUAGGGGAUGCUUCCAAUGUCUCUUCUGUAUUGCACAUUAUACAGCGUCCUCUCAGACCUGAGAAGUAUUUAAAUCAGAUAACUAAUUCUAUGUCGCCUAAAACCAAUAUUAUAGCUUCUCCUAUAGCUGAUAAAUCUACCUGCUCUGCUUUACAAAUGUAUAAGGCAUCAAAGCACAGUUUAAUUCAAAACUUCGUAACAUAUAGUUUUAUUAAUAUACUCACUGAUAACGAAUCCAUGAACAAGUUUGUUUUAGCAUCGCAUUUUUUGCUUAAAUAUAUGAAUCAGAAUAUUGGCAUAAAUAUAACAAAUUUAAACGAAGAAAAAAGAAUAUCUUUUUAUUUUGGCGUUAAUCAUUUGAAAAUAAACAGUAAUAGUAGUGGUAUAUCGAAAAACAACAAUAAAGAUUUAGAAUUAGAUGCUACAACUGAGUAUGCACCACAUCGGUGUAUAGAAUGUAGUAAACCUCAGGAGAAAAAUGAAUUAUCACAAAAACACGCUUUUUGUAAUAAAACAAAGAAUAGAUUCGUAAGACUUUAUAGAAAAUGCAAGUCGACAUCUAACAUAUCGGCAGAAAGAAGUACUACAUCUAUAAGUAAGAUUGUGAAUUUAAAUAAUUUCUUUCAAGCUCUUGGCUCAGGAAAAGUUUUAUCUGGCGUUUUUGAAGGAAGCGCAUCCAAAAAAAUAUUGUCCUGUGUAACAGAAAUGAAAAACUGGAUAACCGAGAUUAGUCAGAGACAAGCUAUGUUGGUUCUUUUGUUAGUUAACAAGAAGGAUACACCAAACCUGGCGCGGUUUCGGCCUGUUCUGUUACAAGGAAUUGCAGUAAAUAGGAUUACGCGGGCAGUUGAACUUGACAUGGAAAUUGAAGUUAUCGAAAGAGAGAAUUUCAAUAAACUGCCCCAAUAUGAAGGGUAUUCAUAUUUGCCGGAAGUCAUAGAAAGCCAUGACAAUCUUUUGGAGGAAUUGUAUUGGAUUGCAAAGACAACUGCAUCGGACUAUCAAAGACCAUUUGACGAGUCAUCAGAACAUUUACUGAAAUCUCUUUUGGAAAAACGUAAGAAACUCAAUCCAUCCUAUCUUCGGGUAAUGGCGCGUUAUGUUGGAUUAGGACUUUUGAAGUCUCAGAAUAAAAAACAAAUUUAAAAACAAUAUAAACGUACUAAAGAUAACUGUUAUAAUAAAUCGUUGGUGCAAUUUUUUAAAUAUAGUGUUCGAAAUUGUUUUGUAAUAAUAUUAAUCACUUUUGACUAUGAA